Messenger RNA from Rubroshorea leprosula, 1337 nucleotides. The record is from the annotation of a GenBank genome assembly. Lineage: Eukaryota; Viridiplantae; Streptophyta; Magnoliopsida; Malvales; Dipterocarpaceae.
AAAUCAUCUGCGUAAUCGCCAUCUGUUAUGCAUUGCAACAUCUUACAUUGUUUUUGUCCAUGAUUCUGUGUUUCAAUUGGUCCCCACUUUUUCGUUUCAAAUCUCCAGUUCCCAUUUUCAGCUCAUCUUAGCAGCUUUAUUCGAUCGUUAAAAGAAGUAGUAAUAAAGAUACCAAUGGUGAGGGACACUACGUACUAUGAUAUUUUGGGUGUCGAAGUGGAUGCCUCCUCAGCUGAAAUCAAGAAGGCUUAUUACCUCAAGGCAAGAUUAGUUCACCCUGAUAAAAAACCUGUUGAUCCCAAAGCUGCUGAAAGUUUUCAGGCUCUUGGUGAGGCUUAUCAGGUUCUAAGUGAUCCGGAGAAGCGUGGAGCAUAUGACAGGAAUGGAAAGGAAGGAGUACAAACGGAGUCCAUGUUGGACCCUUCAGCUGUUUUUGGGAUGCUUUUUGGAAGUGAAUUCUUUGAAGAUUAUAUUGGACAGCUAGCGUUGGCCAAUCUGUCAUCUGCUGAGUCUGAAGUUGAGUCACAGGAUGUUGAAAUUCGAAAGCUGAAAAUUCAGGAAAAUAUGAAGGCAUUUCAGAAACAAAGGGAAGAAAAGCUCAUCACAUUACUGAAAAAUCACCUUGAACCUUAUGUUGAAGGUCAAACAGAAGAGUUUACUCAAUGGGCAAAUUCAGAGGCAGGACGACUUUCUGCAGCUGCUGCUAAAGAACUUGGAAAGGUCGACAAACGAUAUAUGAAGGUACCAUUUUUAGCAGAAUGGGUACGAGACAAAGGACACCGUAUAAAAUCACAAGUAAUGGCAGCUUCAGGUGCUGUUUCUUUAAUUCAGAUACAGGAGGAUCUGAAGAAGUUGAAUCAAGGAGAAAACAGAGAAGAGAAUUACAUGAAGGCCAUUGAAGAUAAGAUGGGUGCCAUGCUUCAAUCCCUUUGGCAAAUCAAUGUAGUUGAUAUUGAGUCAACACUAUCUCAUGUCUGCCAAGCAGUACUUAGGGACCCUAGUGUAUCCAAGGAUGCUCUUAUUUCACGAGCAAAGGGUUUGAAAAAGCUUGGAACUAUUUUCCAGGGAGCAAAGACUGCUUACAGUAGAGAUUCCAGUCUGCGCAGUGAAAAUGACAAAAAGAUAGAUACCAGUUCAUCAUUGUAGCUGUCUUGAAACCCAAGUGGCUAUCUAUCUACUUCAUUUUUGUUGAUGUUUGCAAUGUCUUUGAAGUGGUGAUCUAAUCUUUGAGGCUUUAUUACUCUUAAUUAUCAACAGUAUUGGCUGAACAAUUUCAUCCCUUAGAUGUGGGAUGUUCUAUGUAUAUACAACUUAUUUGAAGCCUAAAUUAUUUAUUC